UUUUCUGCUCUUCGUUUACCUUCAUCCCUCCCGCUUUUUUCCCCUUUUCCAUUUUCCAUUUUCCUCGCUUCCAAACACCCGUUUCCCUAACCGGCCAGAUCUCCACGACUCCACCCGAUUCCAACUCCAAUUCCCCCCAAUUCCAGUUCCCGCCAUCGCUAACUGAACAAUUUCCCCAAAUCUCCUCCAUCUUUGCCGGUCCUCUUCACUUCGUCGAGCACCACAGAUGUCGAAUUCCGAGCCUCCUACUGGUCCCGGAGCGACGCCGCCGCCGCCGAAUCAACAGCAGCAGAGCACUCCCUCCACCGUCGUCUCGUCCCCGUCCUUUAAUGUGCCGAAGCGUCAGCUGGCCUUCUCUUCCGUGAAGCCGCCGUUCUCGUCUCCUGGCGACUAUCAUCGAUUCACUACCGACCCUCGCCGCGCCGCUGAUCGGGAGCCCGAGGGGAUCGUCGUCAAAUCGCCUCCAUUAAAACAGUCGGGUGAUACAGCAGCACACGAAACUGAGUCUAGCGAGUGGAAUAUUACUUCUGCAUACACUGAAGUCGCAAACACUCCCAUCCGCACACCGUUGUCAGGGAAAGGUGGAAAAGCUCCUAAGGCUUCCAAGGGUUCAAGGAGCACUAAAUCUGCACAGCAGAAUGCCAAUGCAAAUAUUGGUUCACCUGGCAAUAAUCUUACUCCAACUGGUCCUUGCCGUUACGACAGCUCUCUUGGUCUCUUAACAAAGAAAUUCAUCAAUUUGUUCAAACAUGCUGAAGAUGGGAUUCUCGAUCUCAAUAAAGCUGCUGACACUUUAGAGGUUCAAAAAAGACGCAUAUAUGACAUAACAAAUGUACUGGAAGGAAUUGGUAUGAUAGAAAAGAAGCUCAAGAACAGAAUUCAAUGGAAGGGACUUGAUGUCACACGCCCAGGAGAGACAGAUGAGAGUGCGACUAGUUUGCAGCAGGCAGAAGUUGAAAAUCUCACAAUUGAGGAACGCAACUUCGAUGAGCGGAUAAGGGAAAUGCAAGAGAGGCUGACAGCCCUCAGUGAGGAUGGCAACAAUCAAAGGUUUCUUUUUGUCACCGAGGAUGAUAUCAAGACCUUACCUUGCUUCCAGAAUGAAACACUAAUAGCUAUCAAAGCUCCACAUGGUACUACAUUGGAGGUUCCUGAUCCUGACGAGGCUGUUGACCAUGCUCAGAGAAGAUACAGGAUCGUGGUCAGAAGUACAAUGGGCCCAGUAGAUGUCUAUCUUGUCAGCAAAUUUGAAGAGAAGUUUGAGGAGAUCCAGGGAGUUGAACCGCCAGCUCCUAGCCUUCCAUCUACCUCUGGCGUAAACGAUAAUCCCACGACUAGCACAGUGGUUAAAGAGGAGAGCCGUGAAGGAAAGGAGAUUGCAGGAACGGAGCAGGGACAGGAUGUUCUUUACUCUGAACAGGAUCUUUUCAGUGGCAUCAUGAAGAUUGUUCCUAGUGAUGCUGAUAGUGAUGCAGAUUACUGGCUUUUGUCGGACGCUGGUGUUAGCAUCACAGACAUAUGGCGAACUGAUCCCGGGCUUGAAUGGAACGAGCUUGGUGGACUCCAUGAUGACUAUGGCAUUUCAGGUAUCAGCAGCAGCAUGCCAGCAAAUCCUCAAACUCCUCCACCUUCCAAUCCAACCACAGAACCGCCACCUUCUGCUGCAAACGCCACACCACGGUGAAACUAUGUCACUCUGCUCCUAGAUAUCACAUCACUGUAAAGAGAAGAAACUGCUGCAGAACGCGCCCAGUGGCAGCCUGUGUUCGAUGUACAGCGGAAGGAAGCAAAAAUGUCUGUGAAUUGAUUCAUGUCUAGUUAGCUAAUAAGGAGAUGGCUCCUUUCCACUCUGUGUACAUUCCUUGAUCCGUCGUAGCCUGCACCUUGUAUUCCUAUUCCCCCGUCGUAUUGUCUGCUUAGUUAAAUCUCAUAACCGUGUCAAGAUUUAUAGAUGCAAGAGCUACUAGAUGUAAGAUACCGUCAUCUGUAGAGCAGCUGGAUUCCGGAUCAUGUAAAUUUGUAUCUCAAUACAGAGCAUUAUGUACGUAUUACUGUUACAUCAGAUGUUUUGUUCUACUUUUCUGCUUCUUUUUGGUCAGCCUUCUUCCCCAUCCAGCCGGCGACGAUCGGAGUAAGCGCCACUGUCGGAGGGAACCUGAUCGGAGAUGCAGCUUUGUGUGCAGCAUAAGCCAAUGCAAAGGUCCCGACUUUCUCCCCCGUGGCAUCCGUAGAAAUCCCCACCUUCUGCAGCAGAGCUUGAACAUCGACGCCGGCAUUGACGAGAGCGUAGCAGAGGGAGAAGGAGAUGAUGGAGAGGCUUAUCGAUGUGGCCAAGUAAGCUCCGCCAUAUUUGGUAAGCAGUUCUUUAGCUUGGUCUCCCUUUGAUUUCUCCUGCGCGCCACCAUCUACAGUUUUUUUCUCGUCCUUGGAGCUGAAUAUCUUCCACAGUCCGGCUUCGAGGCCGUACUUCUGUGUAAUUUCGUCUGGGGAGGAAGGUGGAGGUGGGGUUUUGAGUUCAGCUUUUUCUCGGGUAGCUCGGAUUCUGAAUCGGGUAGAGAUGGAUUUGGGAGGUCUCAGAGAAGAAGCUGUGGUGUUGCAGUUUAUGGUGCCGAAGAGAGUGGAAGAUGCAGAGGUUUGCAGAGCUGCUGACAUUGUCGCAACUGAAGAAAGGUUAGCUUCUUUUUUACUCCCGAUAGAUAAUAGAUAAGUGUUCCAGCUUACAGGUGACAGGCAUAACCGGAUUUUUGUAUUCCCCCCUUUGGGCUAUGUUGUUAUGUUGGAGACGGUAAAAGUGCAGUGAAUGGUGGCUGUCGCGUGGCCAGUAGGGAUGGCAAUUUCGACCUGACCCGUUUUACCCGAUCUGUUUGAUCUGUUUUGGGGCGGGUCCGACCCGCUCCGUAGGCGGGGCGGGGCGGGC
Molecule: messenger RNA, 2917 nt
Organism: Linum tenue
Lineage: Eukaryota; Viridiplantae; Streptophyta; Magnoliopsida; Malpighiales; Linaceae
Source: the annotation of a GenBank genome assembly